Protopterus annectens (West African lungfish) is the source of this 1850-nucleotide messenger RNA. Its product is annotated as steroid hormone receptor ERR2-like. NCBI's taxonomy places the organism in Eukaryota, Metazoa, Chordata, Ceratodontiformes, Protopteridae. The record is from RefSeq and is a predicted model, not a curated record. The transcript has 5 exons. Bases 1 to 1170 code for a protein of 389 amino acids.
AUGGGACUAAGGGUAUAUAAAUACCCUAAUAAUGUACAAGUGGGUUCAGACUUCCAUAAGGAAUUAUUGGAAGUCUUUAAUAAUUGUGGACUGGAUGUUUUAAAAUUAAUAAUUAAGAAGAAUGUUAGAACACAGGAGAAAUUGCAGAAGGAAAUUGAUGAAUUAGAUAAAUACAUUAAGGAAGAUCUGAUUUUUGGGAUAAAGGAAGAAAAGGAUAAGUAUUAUAAAGUGAGAAAUGAUAUUGAUACAAAAUGCAGUGACUUGAUUGUUAGAAAAAUGAAUAAACUGAAGAGGGACAUACAGGAAUAUGAGAAUAAUGUUAGUUACCCUAAGCCACCUUAUACCAAUAAGAGUACUUAUGGACUGAAUAAAAGGGAGAAAGGGGUACGGUUGGAUCGUGUCAGAGGAGGUCGCCAGAAAUACAAGAGAAGGUUGGAUUCAGACAGCAGCCCGUACAUUAGCCUUCAGUUACCUCCUCCAGCCAAGAAGCCAUUGACCAAGAUUGUUUGUCACCUGCUAGUAGCUGAGCCUGAGAAGAUUUAUGCCAUGCCAGAUCCCACAAUACCAGAGAGCGAUAUCAAGGCACUGACAAUGCUGUGUGACCUGGCAGAUCGAGAGUUGGUAGUCAUUAUUGGCUGGGCCAAACACAUCCCAGGUUUUUCCAGUUUGACACUUGGGGAUCAAAUGAGCCUACUGCAGAGUGCUUGGAUGGAGAUCUUGAUCCUUGGAAUUGUCUACCGCUCUCUCCCUUAUGAAGAUGAGCUGGUCUAUGCAGAAGACUAUAUCAUGGAUGAAGAACACUCCCGCCUGACAGGGCUUUCCGAUCUUUAUUAUGCCAUCCUACAACUUGUACGCAAGUACAAGAAGCUGAAAAUGGAGAAGGAAGAGUUUGUCACACUGAAGGCCAUUGCCCUUGCUAAUUCAGAUUCUAUGCAGAUAGAGGAUGUAGAAGCAGUACAGAAGCUCCAGGACCUGCUGCAUGAAGCACUACAGGAUUUCGAGACCAGUCAACACCAAGAGGACUCAAGGAGGGUAGGCAAGCUGCUGAUGACGCUGCCACUACUGCGACAGACUGCCACCAAAGCUGUUCAGCACUUCUACAGCAUUAAGCUACAGGGCAAGGUCCCCAUGCACAAACUUUUUCUUGAGAUGCUGGAGGCAAAAGUCUGAUACACUGCCAUGUCUGGCCCACUCAGCUAAAACAAAGACAAAUGACUCCUAUAACUUAAGUGGUACAAGCUGUUAUGGUUCUGUUUCAGAGCUUGGGUCACACCUCAUGUUUUCCUUAGUACUUGCUCUUGGAGUUAAUUUCUGUUCAGUCCUGCACUGGCUUGUAAUAGUGACACUAUGUUAAUGAGAGAUAACAGGAUGUGCAGAUAGGUAAUGCUGGAAAAGGAAACACACACUGUGUAUUGACUUAGGAAACUCUUGCUAUACCAAGCAUUACUGAGAUUAAACUAGAUUAAUUUCUGCCGGUGACAGUCUAACAUGUACACUUGGAGGAUGGUGACAAGAUGAAUAUCACAAAAAACAUACUGUAGCCCUAAACCAGCACUGUCUAAAAGAAAUGUGCCUAGAACAGGUCCACCCUUUACAUUUACUUGGAACACAACUCCAUCUACAGGAAAUCUCAGGACAAGUAUGGAAAUGAGAUGACAUUAAAAAAUCGUACUUUUCAAUCUGAACAAAAUUAUGCAGAAAUAAAAUAUGUGCAUAUAUGUGUGCAUGCAUGUGUCUGUGUGGAUCUGGUUGCAGUACUUGCCUGCAUCUACAUAUGUGGCUUUGUAUGCAUGCGUACAUUAUGCAUGAUUAUGUCUGAGUGACAAAAACAUGUGUCUGUGCAUUUGUAU